AAGCCCUGGGUGCCAGGGCCUCUUAUGGUCUCUAUGGAAACCUAGUGGCCUCACGGGGGCGUGUCGAUAAUGAGAUUGACAAGGCCCACUGUCCACAGACCAAGCGUUAUCUGCUAGCGAUCUGAACAUAUCUUGCGUAUAGAUUGGUUAAUAUCAAGGAGAAGGCGGAGUCAAUGGAACUGGCAGCGCAUGCGGCCUACCGAAAUGCGACUGCGGCGCCAGGUUUACCAAUCAUCAUUCGAGAUGACUUUGAUGGACAAGUCGAGCGGGAAGAAGCUCCGAGGUCCGACUCCCCUCCAACCGGCUCGCCGCAUCCCUCGGAUAGGGCCAAUGAAGAGGCGGAGGGGGUGGGGCGACGGGGCCGGUUGCUCCGGAAGUGGAGGGAGGGGGUGAAAAUGGCGCCCAGCUCGAAAUCGGAGCGGAACAGCGGGGCCGGGAGCGGCGGCGGAGGCGGCGGAGGCCUUGGAGGGAAGCGAGCCGGAGGGCGGCGGCGGGAACAUGUCCUCAAGCAGCUGGAGCGUGUCAGGAUUAGUGGGCAGCUCUCCCCUCGGCUCUUCCGCAAAUUACCACCUCGUGUCUGCGUAUCUUUAAAGAGCAUUGUGGAUGAGGACUUCCUUUGUGCAGGGCACAUCUUCCUGGGGUUUUCCAAAUGUGGCCGCUACGUCCUCUCCUAUACAAGCAACAGUGGCGAUGAUGACUUCUCCUUCUAUAUCUAUCACCUCUAUUGGUGGGAAUUCAACGUCCACAGCAAGUUGAAGCUGGUGAGACAGGUGAGGCUCUUCCAAGAUGAGGAAAUUUACAGUGACCUGUAUCUAACUGUAUGCGAGUGGCCCAGUGACUCUUCCAAAGUCAUCGUCUUUGGCUUCAAUACCCGGUCAGCCAAUGGGAUUCUAAUGAACAUGAUGAUGAUGAGUGAUGAGAACCACCGGGACAUCUACAUUAGCACUGUGGCUAUGCCACCCAGAGACCGCUGCCCUAGCUGCCGAGAUGCCAGCCUUGCCCAUCCUGACCCUAGUGCCCAUUGCCUGAGACACGGGUUCAUGCUGCAUACGAAGUACCAGGUGGUCUAUCCCUUCCCCACCUUCCAGCCAGCCUUCCAGCUCAAAAAGGACCAGGUGGUAUUGCUCAACACCAGUUACUCCUUGGUGGCCUGUGCAGUCUCUGUCUGCUCAGCAGGUGACAGCAGUUUCUGCCAAAUCCUCUAUGACCGAACCACCCAUCCGCCAGCCCCACCUGACCCUCCUGGGCCCCCGAGCCGAGAGGAUCCCCCAGCGUCCCGAGGACCCUGCCCAGAGGCCACCCCUGCUCGCCCUCCAGAGCCUUCACCAGCUGUUGCCAAAGCCAAGGAAUUUGUGGCUGACAUUUUCCGGAGAGCCAAGGAAGCAAAGGGCGGCGCUGUGGAGGAGGCCCGACAACCCCCCUGUCUGGGGGCCUCAGGCAGCCGAUGUCGACUGCCCUGUGAGGCUCCAUCCCAGGACAGGGAGUCAGGACCCCGCGACAGUCCUCCUGACACAGUACCCCCGGUUGCAGAGCCGGGUUAUGUCAACUACACCAAGCUCCAUUAUGUGCUGGAGCCAGGGGACUGGGCUGAACCGGAGGAUGGGUUUGAGGAUGAUAAAAUCUCCCUUCCAUUUGUGGUGACCGACCUCCGGGGCAGGAAUCUACGGCCUAUGAGAGAGCGGGCAGUUUUCCAGGGCCAGUACCUGACAGUGGAGCAGCUCACGCUGGACUUUGAGUAUGUCAUUAAUGAAGUCAUCCGGAAUGACGCCACUUGGAGCCACCAGUUCUGCUCCUUCAGUGACUAUGACAUCGUUAUUUUGGAGGUCUGUCCUGAAACCAACCAGGUCCUCAUCAACAUUGGCCUGCUGCUCCUGGCCUUCCCUUCCCCCAAUGAGGAAGCCCAGCUCCGACCAAAGACCUAUCACACCAGCUUGAAGGUAGCCUGGGACCUGAAUACAGGCAUCUUCGUGACGGUCAGCGUGGGUGAUCUCACUGAAGUCAAAGGGCAGACCAGCGGCAGCGUCUGGAGCUCCUAUCGCAAGAGCUGUGUGGACAUGGUGAUGAAGUGGCUCGUGCCUGAGAACAGUGGCCGCUAUGUCAACAGGAUGACCAAUGAGGCGCUGCACAAAGGUGGGGCUCAGGCCGUCUCAACGACCCAGCGUUCUCUUCCUCUGCUUGCUUGGCCUGUCGGUCUUCUUAUCUGGCUUUGACUUCUGAGGGCGCAGAGGCCCCCACCUAAAAAACCUGCCCCUCCCCUCAUAUAAAGGCCCUGUUCAUUCAAGUAUCAAUCAUUGAUCUGUAACUGCAACACUAGGACUGUGCCUGGGACUUGUCGUCCCAACUCCAGAUAGGAUGGAACUAGAGAAGGCCCCAAAGCUAACGGCAGCCCAGAUAGAAGGGAGCUGACGGAGGAGGAGGAAGGAGGGAUGGGCAGAGAGGGAGAGCUCCUGAGGACAGACUAAAGAGAACUCUGGUCCUGAAAGGGAAGACUGGGUGGGGGAGGGGGGAGAGAGAUUGUGAAGGGUAAGGGUGGAGUGACCUUGGCUCAGUUUGGUCACUAGAUCCCAAAAUUUAUUAACAGAGUAAGGAGCCUUUCUGUUUUUAUAUUAUGAGAUGAUUUUAGGACAAAGGGCUGCCCUACUCUUGUGAUAGGAAUUAACUUUAUGGGGACUUGGGACCUCCCAGAGGUGUCUGUCAGUGACACAGAGAUGGGUUCCUAAAGGUUUGGCUCCAUUUAGUGUGUAUCAUAUCCUUUAUCCUAGAAGUAGCACUGGAUUUAAAUGCUGGCUCUUUUGUUUACUGUCUGACCUCGAGCAUGUCAUUUAACCUCUGGGCCUCAGUAGAAUGGCCCCUCCAACUCUUUAAAAUCCUGUGAUGAAUUUUCCUGUGUGAUUUUGGCCCAGUGUCUUCUCUCUGUGCUUUAGUUUCCUCUGUCAAGUAAGGGGGUUGGAUUGGAUGUUCUGAGGGCCAUUCCAGCUUAACUCCUUUGAGCCUAUGAACAAGAGGCAGAAAGGGUGCCCAAAAGAAGUUGGGAUGUACUUGUCUUGUGUGUGUGUGUAUGUGUGUGUGUCCCACCCCCUCCAGGCUGCUCCCUGAAGGUCCUGGCUGACAACGAGCGGUACACAUGGAUUGUGCUGUGAGGAGCCCGGGGGCUAUGGCACCCACUGCUCUGGACACUGACUCGAUACUACCUCCUCGUUUUGGGUUGGAUUUUGUUGUUACUCGGGGGCUUUUAUUUCUCCCAUCCUGUCCCCUAGUAUUAGGUGGGGAGGUGGGGAUUGGGGGGAGGGAAGGCUUGGCUCUGGAAGGCCUUCCCCCCUCCCCCCCUUGGAAAGUGGGGUAGGCUGGAGGGAGUCCCCCCCUUCCUUCCCCCCCCACGAGCCCUGGAGCCCAGAUUCCUUUUAUUUAUGCCUAUUUAAGUGGGGGCAGGGAGGAACCCCUGGGGAUUAAGUGGCCAGGGCUACCUAGGCUGCCGAGUUCCUUGGCAAAGAGAGCCCUGUCAGCCCUGGGCACAGGGAAGGGGGCCAAGAGAAGCUUCAAGAGACUCAGCUUCUCCCCACCCCCUCCUCCCUUCCAGGCCGGGGCCUUUGGUUUCAUGUAUAUUCUAAAAGUUUUCUUGGCUGCCAGUUCUGUGAGGAGGUCGAGCUAGCUGACCCCUCUCCCUGCCCCCUCCUCCCCAUUCAUGUAAUAAAUGUUUUAAUUUCUGAGCUUGUGUGAACUCCCUUCAGGAUCAUAUUGUCCCCCACCCCCAACACCCUCCUGCAAUCAAGUUUGUGAGACAGUUGGCUCUGCAUCUCACCUUUACCCUAAAGUUGGGGAUAUUGUUUCUGUUGGACACAAACUGAAUAGUCAGGAACCCAGAGCCCUGACCUGCACCAAAGCAGAGGAAGCUUCAGGACAAGCUGUGGAACAGAUACUAGGCCUGGGGGAGUCAGCUGGUAGCCAAAUAACACAGCAGAAUUUAUUGUGUUUUAAGAAAGACUACAAAAGGUAGAAAACAGCUCGGGCUCUCUAGACUACCACACGCUUUGACACUUUCACCACCACGGGGAAGAAGGCCUGGAUGCCCAGGCCCAAGGUGGCACCAGCCACCAGCAGAGUGGGGGGGCCAGUCCCCUCAGCUGCUGCACUUGGAGCACACAAAAUAGUGAUUUUUUUUUUUUUUUUAUACAAUAAGGUCAGGUAUUUUUUUGUUUUGUUUUGCCAUAAACAUCUAUCUCACAUGUUGAAAACACUGAAAAAAUUGGAACGAAUAAGGCCAUGAUGGUUGGAAAAAC
Molecule: messenger RNA, 4277 nt
Organism: Sarcophilus harrisii (Tasmanian devil)
Lineage: Eukaryota; Metazoa; Chordata; Mammalia; Dasyuromorphia; Dasyuridae
Gene: DCAF15
Product: DDB1 and CUL4 associated factor 15
Exons: 12
Coding region: 174-2210 (678 amino acids)
Biological process (GO): protein ubiquitination
Cellular component (GO): Cul4-RING E3 ubiquitin ligase complex
Source: RefSeq, a predicted model, not a curated record